AUAAAAUAUUGACUCUUUAAUGCUGCAAAUAAUAUAUAUUUAUACCCAGUACUCAUAGAGUCAAGGAGUAUAUUCGUGUAGAUAUAGUCAUUCUCUAUAAAUUUUAGUUUUUCGUAUCUUCAAAAUUGUGGAUGCCACAGAUUUUCGGAGAAAUUGUGAUAUUUUAAAACAUUGUGAUAUCAAAGGAGACUGGACACAAAAUUUGUUUUCUCUAGCUCUUAUAGUCUCUAAAAUCUUGACGAACAAACGGAAAAUCAGACAUGGCUCUAUCGCUAUAUCGCUAUAUCCCUUUUUCUAAUCGGAAAGCUCGCCUGCAUAGCAGAAAUCACAUCUACACCGAUCGUCAUCGGAAGCACAAGUUCCGUCGUCUGGCACAGUGGCCCUGUCUCACUAGCAUUACAAAUCGAAAUAAAAUGAUUUAUCGAAAUCUUUUUUUUUUGUUUUAAUUAUUUUAAUCAAUCCAGUGGCGCCUCUGAAGAAGCUCAGUGGCUCAACAGCCACAGUUUAAAAGAACAUACAUAGUUAAUUAACAAAUGCUAAAUGCUGAAUAUGCCAAUACUUUUGUUCGCCUUAUUUUAUACUUUUUCGAUUAAAAUAUUUCACCAAAUAAUGAGUCAAUCUUAUAUCGUAUAAAAUUACUUUUCUUGUGAAAAUCACUGUAUAUGAAGUGUAUUUACAUAUACUUAUACUGGCUGGCAAUAUACAAAUACAGAUCAAUUAGAAAUGACUUCAUUUAUAAUUGCAAAUAAAUUGCAUAAGAAACAUAUAGGUGGUAUACGUAAAUUAGUGAUUCUGUCAUGCGGAAACCCACUGGGCACUCGAUUAGGCAUUGGGUAAUUGGUACAGCAUUACCAUGUGGUCCAAGCUGCUUUUCAGUGCUCUCUUCGGAAUUUUCCUAGCCGCCAACUUUGAAGUUAAUGAUGCUGUGGUCUUUAGGUUCACGAACUUCGUCUGCAAAAGCUACAACACAUCCGCGUUUGUGUUCAAUAACUGUCGCCUGAAGGCCGUCAGUCGGGAAAAGGUGCUUCUCAAUAUGAAUGGGACGAUACUACAUUCGGUAAAUAAUGUAUCGCUUCAUGCCAAGGUUUUUAAAAAAGCAAACGGCUUCCAGCCGUGGCUUCUGGAAGGAACCAUCGAUGCGUGCCGAUUUUUGCGAAAGACCUAUAAUCCGUUUAUGCGUAUAGUCUACAAUCUUUUCAAGGAAUUUUCCAAUAUCAACCACACAUGUCCGCUUGUGGGUCCACAAAUUGUGAAGGAUUUCUAUCUGAAGCCCGAAAUACUGCGACUGCCCUUUCCAACCGGAGAUUAUAUGUUGUCGAUGCAGUGGUUCUUUUAUAAUAGACCACAAUUCGAUACGAAUGUUAGUUUUGCCUACGUGGAGGAUCUACUGGUACUAAAAAAGAAAAACUAAUUCAAUAUAUUUUUAAAGUACAAUUGAGAAUUCAUUUUUUUCUUUUAUUGUUUGAUUAAAAGUCAAUUAUUAUGACGCGAAAUGGUGGUGCAAUGGCUGCCUGACUGCCUUUGGACAGAAGAAUCUCA
Messenger RNA from Drosophila miranda, 1539 nucleotides. RefSeq lists its product as uncharacterized. Bases 854 to 1411 code for a protein of 185 amino acids. The record is from RefSeq and is a predicted model, not a curated record. NCBI's taxonomy places the organism in Eukaryota, Metazoa, Arthropoda, Insecta, Diptera, Drosophilidae. The transcript has 3 exons.